This is a messenger RNA of Glycine soja, 774 nucleotides long. RefSeq lists its product as uncharacterized. Lineage: Eukaryota; Viridiplantae; Streptophyta; Magnoliopsida; Fabales; Fabaceae. The transcript has a single exon. The record is from RefSeq and is a predicted model, not a curated record. The coding region runs from base 109 to 522 and encodes 137 amino acids. Gene Ontology annotation, molecular function: calcium ion binding.
GAGAAUCAAACUCUAUUCAUCAACAAAAAAAAGAAAGCACUAGCAUUUCAUUUGCAACACACUUACACAACCCUCUCCUUUCCAUUUGGCCUCGAGUAGAAGAGAAAGAUGAGUGUAGAAAUUUUGGAUGGUGCCACCAUUGUCAACUUCCUUCAGGAUGAAGAAGCAUUCAGUGUCUCAGUUCUUAACCGGUUCUCUCACCUUGACACAGACAAUGAUGGUCUUCUCUCGUAUGCAGAGAUGUUGAAGGAGCUCCAAAGCCUGAGGGUGUUGGAAACGCACUUCGGUAUUGAUGUGGAGCCAGACCCAGAUGAGCUUGCUCGUGUUUAUGAAUCCUUGUUCGUACAAUUCGAUCACAACUUGAAUGGCACAAUUGAUCUCGACGAAUUCAAGAAGGAAACGAAGCAGAUGAUGCUUGCCAUGGCAGAUGGAUUGGGUUUCUUGCCGGUUCAGAUGGUCUUGGAAGAAGACAGCAUCCUUAAAAAAGCUGUUGAAAGAGAGUCCAAUAAAGUGGCUGCUUAAUUAAGUACUAUUUUAUUCAAGAAGCUUGCCAUUCAUAGAGUUCUGCUAUUGUUGUAACAUUUUAAUGUUCUGUUUCUUGUUAUUACUUGUUCCAGUCAAAAGUCUUAAACUGCUUUUUUUUUUUUUGAAUUCCUUGUGUACACUUGAACUGAGCUAUCUUAAGCUGACCUUUACAUCUCUAGCCCAAGAACUAGAGUAGCUGUUGAGAGAAUGAUUGAAAUUAUGACCAUCUAGAUCCUUAUUUUUCUAUUA